Molecule: messenger RNA, 1594 nt
Organism: Setaria italica (foxtail millet)
Lineage: Eukaryota; Viridiplantae; Streptophyta; Magnoliopsida; Poales; Poaceae
Product: equilibrative nucleotide transporter 1
Exons: 2
Coding region: 89-1354 (421 amino acids)
Biological process (GO): nucleoside transmembrane transport
Cellular component (GO): plasma membrane
Molecular function (GO): nucleoside transmembrane transporter activity
Source: RefSeq, a predicted model, not a curated record
AAACCCGACGCGAAAGCAACAAUCGAAAAGGACGCAACCUCCAAGACCCACCCCCACCCGCUCUCACCCGAGAUCCCUCCCCCAACCCAUGGCCGGCGGCGACCUCGAGACCGCGGCGGGGGUGUCGGCGCCGCUGCUGCCCCCGCCGGCGUCGUCCCUGGCCGACGAGCCCGCCGCGCCCCCCGCCGACCGCCUCGGCGUCGGCUACCUCGUCUUCUUCACCCUGGGCGCCGGCUUCCUGCUCCCCUGGAACGCCUUCAUCACCGCCGUCGACUACUUCGCCUUCCUCUACCCUGGCGCCCCCGUCGACCGCGUCUUCUCCGUCGCCUACAUGCUCUCCUGCCUCCUGCCCCUCCUCCUCAUCGUGCUCUGCUUCCCGAAAUCCAGCUCCCCCGCGCGCAUCAACACGGGGCUCGCGCUCUUCACGCUCGCGCUCCUCGUCGUCCCGGCCAUGGACGCCGCAUACGUCAAGGGGAGGCCCGGGAUGUACGGGGCAUUCGACAUCACCGUCGCGGCAACCGUCCUGUGCGGCGCCGCCGACGCGCUCGUGCAGGGGGGAGUCAUCGGGUUCGCCGGGGAGCUGCCGGAGAGGUACAUGCAGGCCGUCGUCGCCGGAACCGCCGCCUCAGGUGUGCUUGUCUCAGCAAUGAGAGUAUUUACCAAGGCACUCUACCCACAAGAUGCACAUGGGCUAAGGCAAAGUGCGAACCUCUACUUCAUCGUCGGCAUUGUGGUCAUGAUCAUGUGCAUUGUGUGCUACAACGUGGCCGGCAAGCUUCCGGUCGUCAUGUACUACAAGAACAUCAAGAAGAGAGCUCAGAAGGCAGAUGUUGGCGGUGGCAUGACAGGUCCUGCCUGGAGAUCAACCCUGUGGAGCAUCGUCGGGACAGUGAAAUGGUACGGCAUUGGAAUCAUCUUCAUCUACGCCAUCACACUCUCCAUAUUCCCGGGCUUCAUCACAGAGGAUGUGCACUCUGAGGCCCUCAAGGACUGGUACCCCAUCCUCCUCAUCAGUGCCUACAACGUGUUUGACCUCAUUGGCAAGGCCCUGCCUGCUGUCUACUUCCUCCCGAACGCCAACAUCGCGGUUGCAGGCUCCUUUGCUCGGCUCUUGUUCUACCCACUCUUCUAUGGCUGCCUGCACGGCCCCAGCUUCUUCCGCACCGAGAUCCCAGUCACCAUACUGACAUGCCUGCUGGGCCUCACCAACGGGUACCUGACUUGCAUCCUCAUGACGCUCGCGCCCAAGGCCGUGCCCAUCCACCACUCGGAGACCGCCGGGAUUGUGAUAGUGCUGUUCCUUGUGGUUGGUCUUGUCGUCGGUUCGUUUGUGUCUUGGUUCUGGGUCAUCUGAUAGGGGGUUCAUUUGUGUAUUCAUGCCAAUGUAUCAUAGCACCAUGUUCAAGCGCCUUUUGCUUGCUGCUGUUUCAUUUGCCAAUCCAAUGGCCAAGGAUACCUGCAACUCGUUUAGUGUAACCCAGGUGCAAGACUGGGCAAAUGUGUGUAAUUUACAUUUCAUGAGAGGCAGUAAAAUGUUCAUAUCAACAAACCUUGGCUCCUGUGAAGUUUUUUUCAUCUCCAUUCCCACUUCAUG